AUGUCGAAGCGGAUAGUACUAAUAAUAUCAAUAUCGUGUUUAUUGAAUACCGUAAAAAAAAACAAUGAAAAUUAUACAUUAUGUAUUUGCUUUUCAGCAUAUGCCGGCGUCCUGACCAUAAGUGGAUCUGCUGGUUUGUCUAUAGGAAGAGAAGGUAGUCGGGGACCACUCGGAAUUAUAGGAGCUAAGAUUUCAAGCUUAAAAGAUAAGCUAACAAACAUAGGCAGCGUUAUUAGUGGUGGAAUAAUCGCUUCUGUACAUAAACCAUCUUCGUCUACACUUACUACUAUAACUAAUUCGGAAACAUCUGGAAUCACUGUACCAUCAACAACUGAACUACCAAAUACCCCUUGGACGUCUAUAACACCUACAAGCAAUACGCCUGAAAUCGCUGAUACUAGUAGUCCUACCACUGAAGGUACUGCAGCUUCUACGGCUUCUGAAGGUUCGACGGCAACCGAGGCACCAACAACGACUGAAGGUUCCGAUGCAACGGAAGCACCUACAACUGGAACUACUGGAGCUUCUGAGGCAACAGUAGCACCUACAACUGAAACUACUGCAGCUUCUGAGGCAACAGAAGCACCUACGACUGAAGGGCCCGAUGCAACGGAAGCACCUACAACUGAAGCUAAUGGAGCUUCCGAAGCAACAGUAACACCUACGACUGAGACUACUGAAGGUUCCGAGGCAACAGAAGCUCCCACAACUGAAGCUACUGAUGGCUCGGAGGCAACAGAAGCUCCUACGACUGAAGGUACUGAGGAUUCUGGGGUAACAGACGCUCCAACGACUAAAGCUUCUGAGGAAACAGAGGAACCUACAACUGAAGGUACUGAGGCUUCUGAGGCAACAGAAGCACCAACGACUGGAGCUUCCGAAGCAACAGAAGCACCAACGACUGAAGCUUCUGAGGCAACAGAUACACCUACGACUGAGGCUUCCGAAGCAACAGAAGCACCUACGACUGGAGCUUCCGAAGAAACAGAAGCACCUACGACUGAAGCUUCAGAGGCUUCUGAGGCAACAGAAGCACCUACGACUGAAGCUUCUGAGGCUUCUGAGGCAACAGAUGCACAUACGACUGAAGCUUCUGAAGAAACAGAAGCACCUACAACUGAAGGUACUGAGGCUUCCGAGGCAACAGAAGCACCAACGACUGAAGCUUCUGAGGCAACAGAUGCACCUACAUCUGAAGGUACUGAGGCUUCCGAAGCGACAGAAGCACCUACUACAGGAGCUUCCGAAGCAUCAGAAGCACCUACGACUGGAGCUUCCGAAGCAACUGAAGCACCUACGACUGAAGCUUCUGAGGCAACUGAAGCACCUACAACUGAAGGUACCGAGGCUUCCGAGGCAACAGAAGCACCAACGACUGAAGCUUCUGAGGCAACAGAUGCACCUACAUCUGAAGGUACUGAGGCAACAGAAGCACCUACUACUGGAGCUUCCGAAGCAACAGAAGCACCCACUUCUGGAGCUUCCGAGGCAACAAAUGCACCAACGACUGCAGCUUCUGAGGCAACAGAAGAACCAACGACCGAACUUUCUGAGGCAACAGAAGCACCUACGACUGAAUCUUCUGAGGCAACAUCAGAACCUACGACUGAAGCUUCUGAGGCUACAGAGACACCAACGACUGAAGCUUCCGAAGUCACAGAAGCAUCUACUACUGGAGCUUCCGAGGCAACAGAAGACCCUACGACUGAACCUUCUGAGGGGACAGAAACUUACACUACAAAUUCAGAAACAUCCAGCGUUGCAACUACUACAACUAAGCCAAUUUUAUUACGAUGUUCAUGUUAUAAAGAACGUCGUUGGAGAAAUUAAAAUUAUUGUACUUUUAAUUCGCUGAUUUAAUAAACAUUUCACGAAAUUC
This is a messenger RNA of Papilio polytes (common Mormon), 1879 nucleotides long. Its product is annotated as mucin-5AC-like. The transcript has 2 exons. The record is from RefSeq and is a predicted model, not a curated record. The coding region runs from base 1 to 1830 and encodes 609 amino acids. Lineage: Eukaryota; Metazoa; Arthropoda; Insecta; Lepidoptera; Papilionidae.